AUGGCCGGUUCCGGACCGCGUGAGCUGGUCAUUGUGCGCCCGCCACAAGAAGGGUUUGGCUUCAACUUGUCACGGCUCGGCACUGUGCAUUUUCUUCGCGUCGUGGAACCCGGAAGUGCGGCCUCAAAGGCUGGUGCCCUGGUCCCCGACCGCAUCUUGAAGAUCAAUGGUCAAGAUGUGACAGAAGUCAGUCACGGAGACUUGGUGGCGCUUAUCAAGCAGGCAGGGCGCGAGUUGCGCAUGACGGUGCAACUCAUUAGUCAAGACGAGCUGGAUCGCUUGCAAAGUGAAGGCAACAGCGGCUCGCGACACGGCUCCUUCUCUGGUCUUGCUCCCGCCCAGCAGAUGGCAGCGGCUUUGCAGCCGCCGCCACAGCAGAUCCGGCAUUCACAGCCCCAGGCGCCGCAGCAACGCGGCCCACCGCAGCCCCAGCAAGUGGCACAACCCGGACCCGCACACUUGGCCCGCUCCGUACCCACCAACUUGAAGACGGUGUCCAUUGUGCGUGCAGAGGGCUCGUUUGGCUUCAAUUUGUCGCGUCUCGAGGGCCGACAUGUGGUUAGAGUGGUACAGCCUCGUGGCGCCGCCGAGGCGGCAGGCCUUUAUCCUGGUGACGAAGUCAUUGUGGUCAACAACGCAGUUGUCAUGAACGCCGAACACAGCGAUGUGGUGUCGCUGAUCAAGCAGGCAGGCGAGCAGAUCGUUCUUGAGGUGGUGCCUAGCUCGGCGGGCCCAAUCACCCAGGCCGCCAUCAACGCAGAUCCCAUCCUCAAGUCACGUGCACAACCGGCCGUGGUGAAAUCUGAGGACCGCAUUGCCGAGGCGCGCCGACGGGCCGAGGCCGAAUGGCAAGCCAAACGGGAUGCGUUGGUGCGUCAACAGGAGGAGGAGCGACAACGCACGCGUCGUGAGCUGUUCGAGGGUGAGCGCACCCGCCUGCAGAAUGAACUAGAGCGUGCGCAGGCCGCCGCCAAGGCAGCGGCUGCCCAUCGCGGCAGUGCCAUGAACACUGCACAAUCUUUUGCCAAGGAAGAGGAGUACAAGGAGAUGGCUCGGGUGCUCCGGGAUAUUGAGCAGAGCUCGCGCGAGGAACUGGCGCGUCGUCACCAGGAACCUCUGAGUGAUGAUGAGUAUGACGCUCAAUUGACGACGCUGCGACGCCAACUUGAGGCCGCGGUGCUGGAGGACGAGAUUAUGAAUGUCCACACGAGCGAGUGGACGCGCUUCGGCUUGGAUUGUAAGGAGCGCCGGGCUGUUGAAGAACGGGAUGCAUCCAGUUUGCACGAAAAGCUUAAAGUGCAGCGCGAUCAGGAUCUCAAGUUGUUACAGGAGAAGCAGCAACGCAUGGCCGAGCGCCUCGAGCAGGCCCGGCGGCAGCGGGAGGAGGAAAUCGAAGCCGCUCGGCGCCAGCGCGAGGAAGAGCGGCGUCAACAGCAGGAGGUCUAUGAAAAACGCUUCAAGCAGGCGCAAGAGGCGGCACGGCGUCGCGCCGAAGAGCGCGAGCGUGAACUGGAGCAGGAAGCUCGCCGCCUGCGCUUGGAAGAAGAAUCUGCGCAGGUACGGGAGCAGCAAGAACGAGAAAUGGCGGCUCGCAGUGCCCGCUUACAAGAGCGUCAGCAAGAAGAGGCCCAGGGCAAGCAGCAGGAGGGCACCUUUUUUGGGGUGCCUCUCAAGCGGGCCACUGCCCCCCAGAGCCGACAGGGCGAUGCCAUGCAUCCCAUGGUUCAACUCAUGCAAGGCGCGAAGAGUCAGGGCCCACGGGUCCCUUUGGUGCCGGGCAUGAAGGACACCAAGAUGUAG
This is a messenger RNA of Monosiga brevicollis MX1, 1800 nucleotides long. RefSeq lists its product as uncharacterized. Gene Ontology annotation, cellular component: apical plasma membrane. NCBI's taxonomy places the organism in Eukaryota, Choanoflagellata, Craspedida, Salpingoecidae. Gene Ontology annotation, molecular function: protein-membrane adaptor activity; protein binding. Gene Ontology annotation, biological process: protein localization to plasma membrane. Bases 1 to 1800 code for a protein of 599 amino acids. The transcript has 7 exons. The record is from RefSeq and is a predicted model, not a curated record.